CAGAGAGAAGGACUCUCGCGGCUGACUAUAAAAAGCAAAGUGCGCGCUACAAUGUAUCGUUGAGUCAUUUUGUCAAACGAAGUCAUUUGAAGCAUGUCAGGAAGAGGCAAACAAGGCGGAAAGACCCGGGCCAAGGCCAAGACUCGUUCAUCUCGGGCCGGCCUUCAGUUCCCAGUCGGCCGUGUUCACCGGCUGUUGAGAAAAGGCAAUUAUGCCGAGCGGGUGGGAGCCGGAGCUCCAGUCUACCUGGCCGCGGUGCUCGAGUAUCUGACCGCCGAGAUCCUGGAGUUGGCCGGCAACGCUGCCCGGGAUAACAAGAAGACUCGUAUCAUCCCCAGGCACCUGCAGCUCGCCGUGCGCAACGACGAGGAGCUCAACAAACUGCUCGGAGGGGUCACCAUCGCCCAGGGCGGUGUCCUGCCCAACAUCCAGUCUGUGCUGCUCCCCAAGAAAACCGAGAGCGCCAAAUCUGCCAAGAGCAAGUGAGCUCUCCCCUCAACAAAAUACUACUGCCCUCACCACUAACCCAAAGGCUCUUUUCAGAGCCACC
Xenopus laevis (African clawed frog) is the source of this 550-nucleotide messenger RNA. RefSeq names its product histone H2A type 1. The transcript has a single exon. The record is from RefSeq and is a predicted model, not a curated record. The coding region runs from base 94 to 486 and encodes 130 amino acids. Lineage: Eukaryota; Metazoa; Chordata; Amphibia; Anura; Pipidae.